CGCUCUCUCUCUCUAAAAUCACCACCAACACCAACACCUCUCUCCCCUUCUCUCUCUCUCUCUCUCUCUCUCUCUCUGUGAGUGUGUGUGUAGAGACGCAACGCAAAGGGAACGACUAUGUUAUCGAGCGGAGCAUAUUAUUUCAGUCUGGCGCUGGCUCGGUCGAUUUGGAGCUCUGCGUGAAUAUAUGGCAUGAAGGGAAGGUCUAGUUUAGCUCUCUAACAAAGCCCAAGGUAACUUCUUCCCCCCCUCCAUCCCUCUCUCUGACCCUUUAUGGCCAUAUGCAUACGCAUACACGUACGUAUUUCUCUCGAGCAAUAUACUGCCAAGUACGGCUGUCUGCCCAACCAGUUCCAAUCGCAGCCGAAUCGAUGUGCGAACCGUCAAGAGCUGAGCCGCCCCUCCUCCCCUCCUCCAUUCUCAGGUUAAAUGGAUUUGGUUGCUAUGAGUUCCAAUGGAGAUUGUAUUGAAGAUUCUAUUGCCGAAGUACUUCUUCCUUCAGAAUCUGAACAGAAUAAUCGGUAUAAUGUAUUUGGGGAGCCUGAGGUUCUUCCUCGGAUAGGAGAUGAGUACCAGGCUGAAAUUCCUGAUCUGAUCACGGGACCUAAAUUUAUCCGGCUUAAACUAGAUCCCUUUGAUGACCCGACCAUCGGAUGUAGUAGGCCGCACAUUUUCCACAUGGGAUUGCCUAUAUCAGUCAUGUGGAUACCCCAGACACCUGACAAUGUUAAACACGAACAGCAGGAAUCUGUUGCGGGUACAUGUGAUUCCUCCAUCAAGACAGAUGGUUUAAAGUCGGAUCAUAAAAUAAAGCUCGAGGAAUCAGGAAACUUGGUGUUGGGGGAAGAAGCUAGAGCUCAAAUGUGCAAGAGAUGUGCUGAGGAAGGCUGCUUACCGGUGCCUGGUUCUGUGUAUAAUCUCUGGAACGAUCCAGAGGGGGCGAAUUUUCUCCUUGGUCUGUAUAUUUUCGGGAAAAAUCUGAUUCUGGUGAAGAAAUUCAUGGAGAAUAAAAGUAUAGGGCAAAUAAUGUCUUUCUACUAUGGCAAGUUUUAUGGGUCUGCCAAGUAUCGGAGAUGGUCGAUGUGCAGGAAGAUGAAGAGCAGAAGAUCUAUAUAUGGGCAAAAGAUUUUUACAGGUUUAAGACAGCAGGAGUUGUUGUCUCGUUUGCUUUCUAAAGUGUCAGAAGAAUCUCAUAGGACAUUAGUGGAGGCAUCAAGAGCAUUUGGAGAGGGGAAAACAUCGCUAGAAGAGUACGUCUUCACCCUUAAGGCCGUAGCCGGGCUGAGAACAUUAGUAGAGGCAAUUGGAAUUGGCAAGGGCAAGCAAGAUCUCACCGGAAUUGGAAAUGACCAUACAAAAUCUGGUAAUCAGACUGCUCCUCUCUGCCCCGAGAUACCAAUUGGUAAAGCCUGCUCGGCUCUCACAACUGUGGAAAUAGUCACCUUCCUGACGGGAAACUUCCGAUUAAGCAAGGCCCGGUCCAAUGAUCUCUUCUGGGAAGCUGUAUGGCCCCGCCUCUUGGCUCGAGGGUGGCACUCUGAGCAGCCUGAAAAUGGUAUAUCUGCAGGCUCGAGGCAUUCUCUCGUUUUCCUUGUACCUGGGGUUAAGAAGUUUUCAAAGAGGAAGCUUGUGAAGGGAGAUCACUACGUUCUACAGUGCCAGUGGUCUCAGAUCAGAUGGAGAAGUGAAGGAGGGCCAAUGGACAGUGUAAUGAGUGAAAUCGGACGAGGAGACUCGCGGGAAAUGAGAGGGUUGUUAUUUGAAGCCCCGUACUCCAACUCAGUGUGGGGAUGGCAUAAAGUUCACGAUUGGGCCACAUGGGUAAAUGAGGACAAAGUUGAGAGAAGCUUGGAGAAGCAGAGACGCCUCGACGAUCGACUGAGCAUGGAAGAGGCUGAUGUAUCAAAAUCUGUGAAGGUAAAUAAUGGUGAUAAAAGAGUCUCUUCCCAACAGAAAGAUGUAGAAAAUAAUGAUCUCUCUUCGACGAACCAUCAGAAGAAGGUAUCGGAAUUUCAGCCAAGGCAAAGGACUAAACCUAAAAGUAAGAAGCGUCAGAAGUUAGAUGUUUCAAAUUGCGCUUUAAGAAGCUGCAGUGGAAACGAAGUAUCAGAAGGUGCCAGAUUCGAGCAAGAGGCAGCAAGUUGCUGCUCGAGCAAUCCUCAUAUGGUUGUGGAUGGGAUUAGGAGUAUCCUGCAAGUGGGCCCGUCUCCGGAAACUCUUUCCUCCACUAACUCUCCGGCCAAGGACAUUACGGUCAUGUCAGGCCAUGAGCAGGAAAAUCUCCAUGGGCCUUGGAGCGUGAUAGACCUGAACUUGCCAGUUUACCCUGAUGCCGAAUUUACUGGCCAAGGGGUAAAAAUUGAUGCCCAACACGAUACUCAGGCGAAACCACCACCGCAUGAUUCAAACAGAAGAAAAAGCCCAUCGCAUCCCGAGAACUUGGAGCAACAGCCGAACAAUGGGAGGAGGCAGAGCACAAGAAACCGCCCGCUCACCAUGAAAGCGCUUGAAGCUCUUGCAUUUGGGCUCUUUGAAACAAAGCGGAAGCGAAAGAACCGGGACGAGUUCCAAUACGAGAUGGCAUCGAGACCUCCAUCCCGACGGGCACCCAGUCGGGCCCGCCAUGAUGAUGAGAGUUACAGUGCCGGCUUUGUGGACCUGAGCAUGGAGGAUAAAGGAAGUGAUGACAGGGGGAAUGAAAGUAUGUUAAGUGAAAAGUUGUCAGGUUUUAGUCUAUAACAUGUUCCGAGUUUGGCUUGUUCCUUGGCAUAGCGAUCACUCCCUGGUUCUCUUUGGGUGGGGGGAAGCGGGAAAAAGGUCAUUUAUAGUCCGGAAGUCCGGGUUACCGAGGCAUUCUUGUGGAUCUUGUCUCAAAAUUGAACACAAUUGUGACAGUUGAAGUUCCGAAAUUGGUCGAGUUCUGACCUUCGGUUACAUUUUCUUGUUGCUUAAGUAAAUGUGAAAUUGUGGAUUAUGUAGCAAACAUUAAUUUGUAAAAUCUCUUAUAUGUACUGAGAUAAGGCCAUUUUUCACUA
Messenger RNA from Punica granatum (pomegranate), 3035 nucleotides. The record is from RefSeq and is a predicted model, not a curated record. NCBI's taxonomy places the organism in Eukaryota, Viridiplantae, Streptophyta, Magnoliopsida, Myrtales, Lythraceae.